AUGUCGUCCAACAUGACGACACAGGCGGCCGUCAACAACCGCUACGACAGCCCUGUGUACCAGGUCUCAUGGUCGAUGGCCCUGGCCCUCACCUUGGUCGCCUACGCAACGGCCUGCUCGUUUCUGCGCUUCCGCCGCUUCAAGGACGUGCAUGCGCGCUUCAAGUACCCGGAUCGCGAGUCGUUCUCGCGCAUGACAAACGAAGACGCUCAAGCCAUCGUUCAUACCAUGAGCUCGUGGGAGUGUCCGCUCUUCUUCGACCUCGGUCUGCGAUAUGCCCUCUUCAAGACAUAUGCCGUCGAUAGCAUCGCUGGUCUUUUGGUGGCCGUAAGCGAUCUAGCUCGACCCGACCAGGCCCCAAAGAGAUACGAAGAUACCGAGAUCAUCUUUGUCGCCUUCGCGCAGUUCCAUCCCAACUCCCCACUGCUGCACCAGGCCGUCGCGCGCAUGAACUACCUCCACGCGCCGUACAUCAAGUCCGGCAGGAUCACCAACGAGGACCUCGUCUACGUGCUCUACACGGCCAUGGUCGAGCCCAUCAGGUUCUUCCGGCUGUUCGAGUGGCGCGCCAUGUCCGAGAUGGAGGAGGCCGCGCAGUGCACGCUGUGGAAGUACGUCGGCGACAUGAUGGAGAUUGACUACGCCGCGGUGCUGGGCAAGGACCGCUGGGUCGACGCCCUCGAGUUCCGGGACGACGUCACGCGGUGGGCUUGCAAGUACGAGGAGGUGCAUGUCCGGCCCAGCCCCGAGGUAGAGCGCCUGGGCGAGGUGCUCAUCGACUUGCUGCUGUCCGCGUAUCCCCAGAUGGCCCGGCCGCUCGGCUACCAGCUCGUGUUGGUCCUUUUGGGGGAGAAGCUGCGAUACGCCUUCAGGCUUCCUGAACCUGGCGUCGCCGUCACGGCAUUCGCCUACUCCCUGCUGCUCCUGCGCAAGCUCUUCCUACGGUUCCUCGCGCUGCCGCGGCGCAAUCCCAUAAACUACCUGUCCAACUCCCCCGACCCCAAGACGGGUCGGAUGGCGCACACCCGCUACCUCAAGGAGCCCUGGUACACGCCCGCCACCUGGUCGGCUCGCUGGGGCCCCGUGGCGCUGGCGACGAGGGCGUACGGCGGCAUCGUGCCCGGCGACAAGCCCGAGAUGAAGCCCGAAGGCUUCCUCUGGGCAGACUUGGGGCCGCUGAGCAAGAUGGGCAAAGGCGCCGACGAGGCGGCCGAGCUGGGACAGCGCGUGAGCAGGGUCGCAGAGCGAAAAUGCCCCUUUUCCAUGUCUGCCAAGGCGUGA
Messenger RNA from Purpureocillium lilacinum, 1281 nucleotides. RefSeq lists its product as uncharacterized. NCBI's taxonomy places the organism in Eukaryota, Fungi, Ascomycota, Sordariomycetes, Hypocreales, Ophiocordycipitaceae. The record is from RefSeq and is a predicted model, not a curated record. Gene Ontology annotation, molecular function: oxidoreductase activity.